This is a messenger RNA of Spodoptera exigua (beet armyworm), 300 nucleotides long. The record is from the annotation of a GenBank genome assembly. NCBI's taxonomy places the organism in Eukaryota, Metazoa, Arthropoda, Insecta, Lepidoptera, Noctuidae.
AUGGUAAUGGCAAUAACUGUUUCGGAAGGCGAGGAAGGAAACGGUAUCCGAGCGAGUCCUGAUGCAGCCAGAAGUAAUUCCAAUAGUUGGUGGGGCGUGAAGGCUGAGAGUGAUGACGCUGACUCCAGAUGCUCAUAUUCCAGUACCAGCACUCCACCACCGGAAGCAGACGAGUCCCGCCCGCAGGUGGUGGCGGCCCGCGGGGACAGCAUCAUCGCGGUGGCCAACCCCGCGCUGCACGCGCCCCUCCCGCACGCCCCGCACGCCGCGCCACACCCCGCACGGAACCAUUCCAACUGA